CGCGGCCACCGCAGCGGCGGGUGCGGGCGGCGAAGGAGGUGGUAGGAGCAGCAGCAGCUCCAAAGACAGGCACCAUGCGUGAGAUCGUGCAUAUUCAGGCCGGGCAAUGCGGCAACCAGAUCGGCGCCAAGUUCUGGGAGGUCAUCAGUGAUGAGCAUGGCAUUGAUCCCACGGGCAGCUAUCACGGGGACAGUGAACUGCAGCUGGAGAGGAUCAAUGUCUACUACAAUGAAGCUGCUGGUAACAAGUAUGUCCCACGUGCCAUCCUCGUGGACCUGGAGCCUGGCACCAUGGACUCUGUGCGCUCUGGCCCCUUUGGACAGAUCUUCCGUCCUGACAACUUUGUCUUUGGUCAGAGCGGGGCUGGCAACAACUGGGCCAAGGGGCACUACACGGAAGGCGCCGAGCUGGUGGACUCUGUGCUGGAUGUGGUGAGGAAGGAGUCGGAGAGCUGUGACUGCCUCCAGGGCUUCCAGUUGACCCACUCGUUGGGCGGAGGCACAGGCUCUGGGAUGGGCACCCUCCUCAUCAGCAAGAUCCGGGAGGAGUACCCCGACCGCAUCAUGAACACCUUCAGCGUGAUGCCCUCGCCCAAGGUGUCGGACACGGUGGUGGAGCCCUACAAUGCCACCCUCUCCGUGCACCAGCUGGUGGAGAACACGGACGAGACCUACUGCAUCGACAACGAGGCACUGUAUGACAUUUGCUUCCGCACCCUGAAGCUGACCACUCCCACGUACGGGGACCUCAACCACCUGGUGUCGGCCACCAUGAGCGGCGUGACCACCUGCCUUCGCUUCCCCGGCCAGCUGAACGCCGACCUGCGCAAGCUGGCGGUCAACAUGGUGCCUUUCCCCCGGCUGCACUUCUUCAUGCCGGGCUUCGCCCCUCUCACCAGCCGCGGCAGCCAGCAGUACCGCGCCCUGACGGUGCCUGAGCUGACGCAGCAGAUGUUCGACUCCAAGAAUAUGAUGGCCGCCUGCGACCCCCGCCACGGGCGCUACCUGACGGUGGCCGCCAUCUUCCGGGGCCGCAUGUCCAUGAAGGAGGUGGACGAGCAGAUGCUCAACGUGCAGAACAAGAACAGCAGCUACUUUGUGGAGUGGAUCCCCAACAACGUGAAGACGGCCGUCUGCGACAUCCCCCCGCGCGGCCUCAAGAUGUCCGCCACCUUCAUCGGCAACAGCACGGCCAUCCAGGAGCUCUUCAAGAGGAUCUCGGAGCAGUUCACAGCCAUGUUCCGGCGCAAGGCUUUCUUGCACUGGUACACCGGCGAGGGCAUGGAUGAGAUGGAGUUCACGGAGGCAGAGAGCAACAUGAACGACCUGGUCUCUGAAUACCAGCAAUACCAGGAUGCCACUGCUGAUGAGCAGGGGGAGUUUGAAGAGGAAGGGGAGGAGGAUGAGGCUUAAGCCCCCUGGUAUCAAAAGAACUUCUGUAAAGCAGGCAUGCAUACUGAAUGACUUCUGAUGGUGGUGGUGAAGCAUGUUUUCUAGAAACUGUGUACUAAUUAUCUUUUCAGCACUUGUAACUUUGGCAGAUUUCUCAGUGUAACAGUUCUGAAUCCUAAUUAUCACAAUGUUUUUUGUUCUUUAAUGUUAGGAGCACAUAAAGGCAUGUAUUCUCGAUCACGUUUUCUGUCUUUCUUAACGCCUCUAUUGGACGAAGAACAGCUGCUCAGCCUGUGUGGCAACAAGUAAGUUUAAAGACAUGUCAGAAAUCUUGCAGCACAGUGGUGUGCUCUGAUCCACUGAGGCUUACAUAUUCUCAAAACAUAUGCUUCUCUUGCAAAUGUGUUUAAUGUUUUUUCUUACAGGACUCAGACCUACCUAUAAAUUGAAUGAAAAUGGAAAGCCACCCUAAACUGUUAAACAAGUCAAAGGACUACCAUCCGUAACUUGUUUUAUAGUUCAAGUCAGCGUAGGAAGUCUUCCACUUGUCUGUUGAAGUCCUCUGCAAAACGCAGGUGUAAAUUAUGCUUUCCUUCUGGCAUCAAAAGCAACCUUAAAAGAGGAAAAAAUCAAACAUAGAUUAUACAUUUUAUUCCAUGAGUAUAGGUGAUUAAAAUACUUGUUGCCUUUUUCUUGCUCUUGAUUACCCAAUAAGGAACUGAAGUAACAUUUAAGUACUGUUCCUAGGUAUGUGGUUCAGAAUGUGAACCACAGCAACAGCUGAAGCAACAAGCACACCAACUGCCCCACUUUGAGAAGGAUAAAAUAAGCUUGAAACAAAUUUUGCCCAGUUUCUAGAAGCCUUUUCUGUGAUCUACAAAGAAGAUAAGAUUCCAAAACUUAUGUGAACAGCUUGCAUCUUUGAAAGGUAUGUGAAGUACCUGAGCACUUUGUCUCUCACAGAACAGUAGUUGUGCUGGGCAGUGAACACAUUGAAGAGAUCACUACAAAAAUGUAGAGUUCUUGUCACAGCUCAAACUUGGUUAGUGUUUGUACUUUGUCUAAUCUUUCUGCAAAAAGACAAUCCCAACCUAACGCCAUUCAUUCAUUAAAGUAAAAAGGGAAGUCAGAAGUUCUUCGGUUAUAACUUCUAAAAGUUUAGAAGUGGUAGCUCCUAAGAGGGUUAGAUCUUUGUAAUAUGGAUAUGUGUGACAUGCCUAAAAUGCUACUUACUAUUGCUUUCUGCCUGAGACAAACUUUAUACAUCAGGUAUGUCCACUUCUUUUUAUGUGGGUGGGAAAUUCUUUAAAUUGUUUUUGUUCUACCAUAUACUAAGUGGUUUCAACAGAGCUAAAGCCAUUUUCACUGGUACGUCAUUGUCUUCAUGUCCUACUACAGCAAGGGGGAUUAAUCUUUUAGUGGUGACAAGUGCUGUUUUGCUUUAGGAAAAGAGCCAAUAGGAUGUGAACGUACCCAGCUUUUCUACCAAACUUUAUCUGAAUUUCAUUAAGUCUCUUUCUUCAAAGACUAAGCAGCACAGAUGCACAAACCUAUAGCACUGUGUAUGCUAUUUUCUACUGCUGUUAAUGUUUCCUACUACUGUAACACUACCUAACUCCAGCCAUACCAUGCAAAGGCAGAGUGAUGGCACACUCUUCUACCAUAAGACAAACAAGAAAUGUUUCUGCAUUACAGAUCAGAAAAAGCUUUUCUACCUUACUACUAGAUAAAAGUCAAGGCAAGAAAAGCUGAUGAUAGAAACUUGUGUUACUGAGAAUGUGCUAAAUUUAUGGUUUUCCUUCUGCUUCCCAAUGGAACAUGUCAUUUCCAGUGCAACCAGGGAAGAAGGGGACCAUGUACCCAAGUAUUCAUUUCUGAGAACAUCACUAAUCUGGUUUGUUUUCUGACAAAUAUGCAUACAGGGGAGAACAUCAGCACAAAGGCAUGCAAAGAAUCAGUUUUACAUUUUACUGGAUGGCAAUUUCUAACAGUGUUUCCUUUUGGGCUUGUUUUCCAAGAAGAAGCUAUCAGAUCCUUGUCUAGUUUUUGUCAUGACUUGGCUUAGUCAGUAUCUGGAGCAUUUUGGAGCUCAGUGAAAUCAAAAAGGAUGAUAUGUGUUCUGAGUAGGCCAUGUAGGAGUAACUAACUGGCAGACAUGGAAAAAAACACUUGCAUGUGAUUAUUAGGAAGGUCUCUUGUUCUCAUCUUCCCUGUGGCAUAAUGCAUUCCUAUGAUCAGCAGGGCUGACUUUGAGAUAAUUAUAUCACUCAUUUUUGCAUAGACAUGACACCAAUAAAACAGUUUCCUAUAUUUUGCAUUCAUAAAAAUGUGCUUGGUGCUUUUUUUCCCCCCUGCUACUUCUGUACUCUACCACUAAUCGUCACAGUCUCUUAUUAAGUAGUAAUAGAACUCUUGCAUUUGUGUGUAAAUUUAUGAAGAAAAUUGAGCUGGUAGAAUCCUAGUUUUUAAUAGGAAGCAUUUCUGGAAUUUUCAAAUUGUGUUGAUUUUGGCUGGGAUAGAGUUAAUUUUCUUCACACUAGCUGUUAUGGGGAUAUGUUUUAGAUUUGUGCUGAAAACAGUGUUGAUAAUAUAGAGAUGUUUCUGUUAUUGCUGAACAGUGCUUACACAGUGUCAAGGCCUUUCCUGCUUCUCAUACUCCUCACCAUCAAGGAGGCUGAGGAUGCACAAGGAGUUGGGAGGGGACACAGCUGAGACAGCUGACCCCAACUGACCAAAGGAAUAUUCCAUACGCCAUUCUCAGCAUAUAGAGCUGGGAGAAGAAGGAAGGGGGAUGUUUGGAGUUGAUGAUGUUUUGUCUUCCCAAGUAACUGUUAUGUGUGAUGGAGCCCAGCUUUCCUGGAGAUAGCUGAACACUUGUCUUCCUACAGGAAGCAGUGAGUUAAGUCCUUGUUUUGCUUUGUUUGCAUGUGCAGCUUUUGCUUUACCUAUUAAACUGUCUUUAUCUCAA
Molecule: messenger RNA, 4359 nt
Organism: Pseudopipra pipra
Lineage: Eukaryota; Metazoa; Chordata; Aves; Passeriformes; Pipridae
Product: tubulin beta-1 chain
Exons: 4
Coding region: 75-1412 (445 amino acids)
Biological process (GO): microtubule cytoskeleton organization; mitotic cell cycle
Cellular component (GO): cytoplasm; microtubule
Molecular function (GO): structural constituent of cytoskeleton; GTPase activity; GTP binding
Source: RefSeq, a predicted model, not a curated record